AUGGCAACGCUGAUACAUACGUUCUCUGGUGCAACCUUGUCGAACAAAGAUUAGGAAACAUAUCUUGCUGAACUUAAUUGCUGAAUACUGCUGAAUCAUACAAAAUUCAAAAAGGCUUCAGCGGCUUGUGUCAACGUCGAUUUUUCAGAAUUUGUGAUUGCAUUGUUUAGUGACUUCUUAAUUAUUGUACUAGUAGAAAGAAAACAAGUUAAUUUUUGAUAAAGUUCAAAACAGCAUUGCGACAAUAAAUAAAUUAUUUGGUAGACAUAGAACGAAGGGGCAAAAUUAAAGUCCUGAAAAUCAAAUGGAUCCUUUUACGCAGCGAAUGUUAGAUAAAGCUGAGCAGCGAAGUCGUGCAUUGGGCAUUAGUAACGCAGGCAAAUAUCCGCUUGCUGAAUUUACCGAAAGUAUUAAUGCCAGUAACCCGAUCGAUGCUAUAGCAACAGGAAAGGAGCAACAGUCUUCGCACCUUCAGCAUGCUGGUGCAAGGCAACAGCAUGGUACUCAGUCUCCUAAGUCGGCCCCAGCGCAAGCGUCGACAACGGCAGGAAUCACCAAUAAUAUAGAAAAUUGUACAGGCGUCAGUAAUAGGCUGCAAGUCGUCGAAAAACCUGCGGUAGAUUUAGUGAGUACGUCGACCAAUGCCAAAAGAGUUCAUCGUCAAUUCACAGCAGUUGAUAAGGAAAAUAUGGAUUUGGGAAUUGAAAUUAACAUUAUGACGGAUAAAGACGUGGAAGUGCAGGUUCAGGUUGAAGAACAAGAAAUAGUUAAGGAUGGCCCCGAUACCAGUUCAGAGCAUUCUUUGGCCAAAAUACGGGAUACAUCACGUAGUCGAUUGCAACGCCUCGGAGCUCUAUAUGCGAAUCCAAACGAUCUCUCAUCUCCAAUACAUCGUACUGAGGGUAAUUUCUGUGCGGACUCACCUGCUGAAGAAACUGUGGAAAAUAGUAUUAAACGUGUCAAACAACGAUACGGAAAAUUAGCCGAACUUGCGAGUUCUAUAAAUGAAUGGGAGGACGACAUUUCUCACCACGAUCCACAUCCGAUCAGUAUUAUGGCACCUCCCAAACCAGAUUUGCCUAGUAGAAAAAUUUCGGAUGUGCCCCCGCCUAAGCCUGCACUGCCAAGCAGGAGCUCGGUGGUUGAACUUGCGUGUACUAGUGCUAAUUCAUCACCGUUUCUUACAAAGGCAAAUGGUGACAGUAAAAUACGAGAAAAGGUGGCGGCUCUUGUAGCGAGCGCUUCAACUAUGGGCGAAAACAAAAUCAAAGCUGAAAUACAUAAGCAACGCCAAGAAGACAUGCAAAUUCUUGCAAAGCGUUUCAACAAACAAAAAGAAGUUUUCAGAAAAGAUGAGGAGCACAUUGUGCAGCCUGUACAAAUGAAAACUCCUGACACAAAACAGACAACAAAAUUUAAACAUCCACCCACACCGCCGCCUCCUCCCCCCAUGCCCAAUACAUCUUCGAAUGCGACGAAUAAGCGGCAUUCCCCUGGCGAUGCCACUUGCGAUGAUGAAAGCAAGCGAGCACGUAAAUCAGGUGAAAAUAUAACUCAAACAACUCGGCUUUAUCCCGCACUGUCAGAUUUGGAAUCUGAGUCUGAUCGGGACAAUGGUGGGACCACAGCUACUGUGUCCGAGCAUGGCAGCGCGGGUGAAAAUAUGCGCAUGUUGACAGCAGCUCCUGAAACGGACAAUGCAGAAAGUUAUAAUGACGAAGGAAGUUUUAUGGAAUCGGAGGAUGCAGACGACAGCAGUAUAGACAUUUGCAAUGGUAGUUUGGGUCGAGUAAUAAUGCAAGUGGUACAACAGAAUGACCAUCAACAGCAGCAACACCAGUCAACGAAGCAACGAAAGGAAGUACACUAUGCUGACAAUAAUGAUUAUUAUGGUUGCGCUGAUAGCUCAAUGAAUUCUUCCGAUGCUUCAAUGGGUGUUGAUGAUUACCUGGAUGAAGCUUUAGAAGACGGCAAUGAUUCUUGCGCGCAGGAAAGCGGCGUUAACGCGGACGACGGUGAUGGUAUAAAUCCACCGAGAGAAAGCAAAGGUACAGCGGCCUCAAAUAGCUUUUCCUUCCAUAAAACCCCCAAAAAAUACACCAAUUGUCAAAGUAUAUCAGAAGAAAAUGAGGAAUUGCCUACGUCUACAGCUGGCUGCACCCCACAUCCAGUGAAAUCUGAGCUGAGUAUUAAUCGUGACAACGAUGAUAAAAUGGUCACUUUGGUUCAUACGGUCAGCUUUUAUAGACGCCAGCAAAGCGACAAUAGUGCCAGUUCGACGCCCGUGCGUAAGGUAUGUCGCGAGCAGCAAGUACUACGAUCUGAUAUCGGUAAUGCAACGCGUGCAGCAAUGCAAUUUGAUUCUCCUAAACAGCAAGAGAUUAACUUUCAAAAGAGCAAACACGAUGAAACAUACGUUGUGGAAGAAGGGGAAGAGGAAGAAGGCAGUCCAUUCGAGGAAUCGGAUGCAGAUGAUGAUAAUGUAGUGCAAGAAAAAAUUAAAAAACUUUUGGAUGAAGUCUGCAAGCAACAGACCGUAAUUGCUCAGACAAGUCAAGCACUGAAUUUGUGUGCAGCUACGGUAGAAUUCUCCGGUUCAACAGAGUCAGUUGAGGGCGAGCGCCAUCUGCUGGUAGCAACACACCGACGGCAGGCAUGCUUAGAUGAAGUACAACGCUUGCGAGUAGAGAAAUGCUUGAGGCCGGUUGGUGCAUUGCGCGAUAAUGGACGACUCACAGUCAAGGAGAUAACCAUACCAUUACGUCAGGAUUAUAUUCGAAAACUCGCUGCGGAUACCAUAUCCGGCCAUCAUUUGGUUUGUUUGCUCAAAUACAAUGAACACGUUUUGGCAACGAAGUCGGUGCCCACACUUCCAGGUCUGCUAGCAGUGAAAUUUCCUGAUGUAUUGCAAAUGAAUAACGUGUAUGCUGAUUUCAGGAUUACACUCGAGAUUUAUGGCAUGACCGCCCAGCGUGAAGUUUUGCCACACGAGGUGAAAUAUCAUAUAAAUCUUAAUAAAAAAUCUGGUAUCAAAACGCCUAAAAAGAAAGGCAGUGAAAACCGUUUAGUUAUGCCUCCUGUACAAAGUCCAGCUGGGCCGAAUGUCGUGCGUACUCCUGCCUUAGUGCAGUAUGGCUUUGCUAUAUUUUCCUUACGCGAGAUACAACGCACAUCUUGGACACUAACACAGGUUCUCGGUGUUAGCCCUCUAGAAGGCGUAGUGCAUAUGAAAGCGAACUGUGAAUUAUCGGUUUUGGUCGAACAUCGCGGCUUUCUAACCAUGUUCGAAGACAUUUCUGGAUUUGGUGCCUGGCAUCGUCGCUGGUGCUAUUUGAAUGGAAGCGUACUUAAUUAUUGGAAGUAUCCCGAUGAUGAGCGCAAAAAGACGCCUAUCGGCUCGAUUGAUCUGUACGCUUGUCGCACGCAGAAAGUAACUGUUGCACCACGUGAUAUAUGCGCACGCCUUAACACUAUGUUGCUUGAGUUCGAGAGACCGGCGAGAGAGAAUGAUGAGGAGUCGCUAAUUAUCAUUCCAAAUGGGCGGACUACAAUCGUGCGAUACCUUCUUUCAGCUGAUACGAAAGAGGAACGGGAACUAUGGUGUGCGUAUUUCAAUAAAGUUUUACUCUUGCUGCGAGCUUGGGGAUCACCACAAUAACUAAUGAGUUUCGGAAACUUGAAAAGAAAACAGCUCUUUCGGUUAGGUGUUUCGGGGAAAAAUGAGAGAUACCUACAUACAUAUGUAUGUAUAUAGGUAUUUUUCAGCUUCAUCUUUCAUCUUUCAUUAUACCAUUCAACAUAUCAUUUUGUUUUUGAGAAAACACCUGUUUCUAAUUUCCACGGUAAUAAUGCAUUAUAAAACGUGCUGCCAAAGUCGUAUUAUACAAAAAGAGUGUGUCUCAACAGCAUUCACAUUACAAUUUCACAGUUGGCAUCCCGACACUUCGAAAAUUACAUAUAUUUACCAAAUAAUCAUAUAAUUUUAAUGUAACUAUUGGUUCAAGCAAUCAACAUCAUACGCUACUAUGGCUAUGGCUUCAAAGAAAUUAAUUUUGUUCGUGGCAUUAAAAUAAUGAAUGCAUUUCGGUUUGUAACUAUUUGAAACUUGUAAAAAAAAAAUUUUUAGUACAUACGUAUGUAUGUAUUUAUUCGUUAUUCAUAUAUGUAUGAAGUGAAUACUUCUCCUUGGAAGCGAGAGCUCGUUGAACAUUUAUUAUUAGUAUUAUCUUUUAGCUAUAGUAAGGUGUUUUCAUAUACAUAAGUAUGUAUUGUAUUAAUGCAUUGCUCGUAAAUGUAUAUACACAAUUUUAAUUGCCUAUAUUUGUAUUUUGCUAAAAUUUCACAAGUUAAUGUUUAUUU
Messenger RNA from Rhagoletis pomonella (apple maggot), 4359 nucleotides. It is a transcript of the gene scra, whose product is annotated as anillin. The transcript is spliced from 12 exons. The record is from RefSeq and is a predicted model, not a curated record. Gene Ontology annotation, biological process: actomyosin contractile ring assembly; septin ring organization; mitotic cytokinesis. Gene Ontology annotation, cellular component: actomyosin contractile ring. Lineage: Eukaryota; Metazoa; Arthropoda; Insecta; Diptera; Tephritidae. The coding region runs from base 305 to 3658 and encodes 1117 amino acids.